UACUUCCAGGACGAGUGAUCCUGAUGGAGAAAUCGGAUCUAGAAGCAGAACGUGUGGCUUUGUUUGAGUCUGUGAUGAAAAACCAGCGCAGCAUGAAGGAACUGGAGAGCAACUUACUGUGUCGUUUGACAUCCACACAGGGCUCACUUGUGGAUGACGAAGCUCUUAUUCAUGUGCUGCAAGAAACAAAAGUGACAGCUGAGGAAGUAAAUCAGAAGCUUAAGGUGUCGGCACACACAGAACGUAAGAUAAAUGUGGCUCGGGAGGAGUUUCGUGCAGUAGCCUCGCGAGGUUCUAUUCUCUAUUUCCUUAUUGUAGAAAUGAGCAAUGUGAAUGUGAUGUACCAGAAUUCCCUGAAGCAGUUCCUGAACAUCUUUGAUAACUCUAUCACAAAGUGAGUAAAAAAUAUAACAGCA
Zootermopsis nevadensis is the source of this 416-nucleotide messenger RNA. NCBI's taxonomy places the organism in Eukaryota, Metazoa, Arthropoda, Insecta, Blattodea, Termopsidae. The record is from RefSeq and is a predicted model, not a curated record.